Racocetra persica is the source of this 149-nucleotide messenger RNA. The record is from the annotation of a GenBank genome assembly. Lineage: Eukaryota; Fungi; Glomeromycota; Glomeromycetes; Diversisporales; Gigasporaceae.
CUAAAACUGACUCAUCCCCAGUGGAAGCUUGUGGUUUAAUCGCAUCCGUAAAUUCAGAGGGUGUAUAUCCAGUUUUGUCAAACUUUUCGACAAUAAUAAAGCAAAUAUAUGAUGAGAACAAAGUGGAGAUGAAGGAAAUAGGAGAAUAA